AGCUCACCAAAAAAUUACAGAUUGGCCGAAGGUGGUGGUGAGGCAAUCUACGAAAUUGGAGUGGGUGAUGAUGGAUCAUUAGUCGGUCUUUCGGAUCACGAGUUAGAGUUGUCAAUGCAGACGGUAAAUGACAUGGCUUCAAGGCUGGAUGCCGAUGUUUCCAUCAUACGGAGUGUAAAAAUCGACAUCGAAGAUCAGGAGAGCAGACAAGUGAUCGAAGUAUUAAUACGGAAGCGAACGAAAAGCGACCCGCAGUCCUGCAUGGAAAUCAGAGUUGUUCUUGUGGGAGCUCAUGAUGCUGGAAAAUCGACUUUGCUUGGCUAUCUAUCGUAUGGACUUAAGGAUAAUGGUCGCGGACGAGCACGAUUAAAUCUAUUGCGACAUCGUCAUGAAAUCGAAUCCGGCCGUACGUCUUCAAUAUCUCAUGAAAUCGUUGGUUAUGAUUCCGCCGGAAAAUUGAUUAAUUUUUCAACCACCAAUAUCUCUACUUGGGAACAAAUAUGCGAAAGCAGCAGCAAGAUAGUUACGUUCCUGGAUACUUGCGGAUAUCCCAAAUAUCUCAAAACCACUAUUGCCGGAAUGACUGGGCAUGCUCCCGACUACGCCUGCUUGAUCGUUGCGGCUAACGCAGGCGGGCUAAGUGACAUGACAAGGGAGCAUCUUGCUAUUGCCGUAAUGCUAGGCGUUCCUGUGUUUGUGGUUUUGACCAAGAUUGAUGUCGCUACACCAGAGCAACUCCGGUUAUCGUUGGGCUCUUUAAUCGCUUUACUCAAGGCUCCAGGCAACUGUAAAGUCCCACUCAUUGUUAAAAACGAGGACGAUUUGAUAGUCAGUGUAUCUCAUUUCGCGCAAAGAGGACCUCAAAUUCCUAUCUUUCUGGUGUCCAGUGUAACGGGAGCAAACAUGCAUUUGCUGGAGCAAUUUUUCAAUCUCCUUCCUAAGCCUGUCAAGAACUAUGAUCAGUUACUGGAAGAGCCCGUUGAGUUCCAAAUUGAAGAGGUUUAUUCUGUCCCAGAUGUGGGCAAUGUCGUAGGCGGUGUCCUCUGUUCCGGUCGGAUCAACGUUAACAGCUCUCUUGAACAGCGGACGUUUCAUCUUGGCCCAGAUAUCGAUGGCAAGUUUACACGAGCCGCUGUGACCUCAAUUCAUCGACAUAGGAUGCCAACUAGUGGACUACGCGUAGGAGCAUCUGGCAUGAUUCACUGUGGAUCGAUUCGGCAAUAUGCACGCGUUGUACAAGUCAUUCACAAUGAAAACACCGCCUCUGACCCCUCAACACCAACGUUAUCCCACGCUACCACCAUGUCCAGAUCUAUGUCUAGUCCGGUCGAAUCGUCAGCGAAGAAUGAUCUCCGUAUCAUCACUGGGCAACAAGGCUCGGUUGCGUUUCGAUUCUUCCACAAACCAGAGUAUUUACGCCUAGGAGCGCAGGUGCUAUUCAUCGACAGCGGCAUGAAGUGCGUAGGCAAAAUCACCAAGCUUGACAUAUCCUCCGAUAAAGUGGUUCGAUGAAUAGGCGCGGCAAUAUUUAAUUGAGUAUUUGGAGGAGACUAUGUAGUAUCAUAGUAAUACAUACCAGAUUGAUAAUAAUGUACAAUGUGAAAAUGUAAAAGAAAAAAAUGACAGGGUC
This is a messenger RNA of Umbelopsis ramanniana AG, 1630 nucleotides long. RefSeq lists its product as uncharacterized. The transcript is spliced from 4 exons. Lineage: Eukaryota; Fungi; Mucoromycota; Umbelopsidomycetes; Umbelopsidales; Umbelopsidaceae. Gene Ontology annotation, biological process: translational elongation. Bases 115 to 1512 code for a protein of 465 amino acids. Gene Ontology annotation, molecular function: GTPase activity; GTP binding; translation elongation factor activity. The record is from RefSeq and is a predicted model, not a curated record.